Messenger RNA from Ostertagia ostertagi, 318 nucleotides. Lineage: Eukaryota; Metazoa; Nematoda; Chromadorea; Rhabditida; Trichostrongylidae. The record is from the annotation of a GenBank genome assembly.
AUGCUUGCUCGCAUUAGUUUCAUAUCGAUCAAUAGUUGUGACGUGUUCAGUAUCGCCAGUUCUGAUGCAAUUCAGAUGCCGAAGAAGAGAAUGUGGACGGGGUCAGAAGACCGUGCAGUGUUCGUGACGACUUCUGCUAGAAAAUCAUCCCCAUCGUUUGUUGAUAGAGUGUUAGAGACGUUGAAGAAUGCGUUUGCGUCCACGCCGAAGCCGACACGACAUAUUCGUGAGCAAUUGGCACAAGAAACCGGACUCAAUAUGAGGGUUAUACAGGUAAGCUCAUUUCCGUUCGAAAUUUCAUCGUCAUGGUCCCAAUAA